GUAGAUAAGCUCCAAAGAGCUGCGGCGGCGGCGGCGGCUCUGCUCAGUCACACCGUCACUCGUCGCGGAGCGUCUCGGACCAGUCGCUGAUCCCGUCUCGGAUCCCGUCUCGGACCAGUCGCUGAUCCCGUCAACACCGCGCUGACAGUGCUGACAUUCAACAGCCGCGGUGACCAUGGUUUCUGGGCGCGCACUGCACUUUGUCCUCAAGGUCGGCGACCGUCCGGCCACCACAAAGUUCUUUCGGGACAUCCUCGGGAUGAAGAUCCUGCGUCACGAGGAGUUUGAGGAGGGCUGCAAGGCCACGUGCAACGGCCCCUACGACGGCAAGUGGAGCAAGACCAUGGUGGGCUACGGCCCCGAGGACUCUCACUUUGUCGUCGAGCUGACGUACAACUACGGCGUGUCCACCUAUCGGGUCGGCAACGACUUCCUCGGCCUGACGAUUCACUCUCGGUCGGCGGUGGCGGGCGCGCGGCGCGCCGGCUGGCCGCUGCGUCAGCAGGGCGACCUGCUGGUGACGGAGGCGCCCGGUGGCUACCCGGUGCUGCUGCGCGACCAGGACGCGCCGGCCGGCCACGACCCGGUGCGCCGCUGGAGCCUGGCCUGCUCCGACCUGGAGCGCUCGGUGGCCUACUGGGGCCAGACGCUGGGCAUGGCGGUGGAGGAGCGCGCCGCCGGCCGUGCCCUGCUCUCGUUCGGCGGCGACCAGGCGCGACUGGAGCUGGUGGCCAGCUCCGCGCCGCUGGACCGCGCCGCCGCCUUCGGGCGCAGCGCGUUCGCCGUGCCAACGGCCGAGCUGGCCGAAGCCGAGGCGCGGGUGCGCGCCCAGGGCGGCGUCGUGCUCACGCCGCUGGUCACCCUGGAGACGCCCGGCAAGGCGAACGUCAGCGUGGUCAUCCUGGCCGACCCGGACGGCCACGAAAUCUGCCUGGUGGGCGCCGAGGGGUUCGCGGAGCUGUCGCAGGUCGACACGGAGGCCGACGCGCUGCUUCAGAAGGCCAUCGAGGCCGACAAGUCGGACCAGUGGUUCGCCAAAAAAGGCGGCAAGAAGACAGAGGCCUAGAGCUGUUGGGCGCCGCGGGGGCUUGCAGCUGGGCGAGCCAUGACAGGGACACGCGCCCCGGGCUCACCGUUCGGUCGGAAAACGAGCGAACGGCGGCUACCUUUCACCGUCACCUGGACGCUGGUUAGUUAUGUUGCUUUUGGUGGAAUUUUUUAUAUCAUUUUUACAACGGGGCUUUUGCGCAGGAGCGAAGCUUUGUCUCAUGUGAACGACGCGCCCUAUUGAUCUGUGCAGCGAUAUUGUGUUUAUCUCGUACUUACCCUGUAUACGAACACAUGCCAAUGUUGGAAAGCGCGCGUUGGAGAGGGGCAUGCCAUUGUAUUUACGUAUACCCAUGGUUGUGGUGUUGGUCUUGAACAGCGAUUCAAAUACAGUGCAAUUAAGCUUCGUGUC
Molecule: messenger RNA, 1459 nt
Organism: Amphibalanus amphitrite
Lineage: Eukaryota; Metazoa; Arthropoda; Thecostraca; Balanomorpha; Balanidae
Product: glyoxalase domain-containing protein 4-like
Exons: 2
Coding region: 176-1066 (296 amino acids)
Source: RefSeq, a predicted model, not a curated record